This is a messenger RNA of Vigna unguiculata (cowpea), 1728 nucleotides long. The record is from RefSeq and is a predicted model, not a curated record. Lineage: Eukaryota; Viridiplantae; Streptophyta; Magnoliopsida; Fabales; Fabaceae.
AUGGAUGUUUUGUCGAAACCACUUGAUCCAAUAAUUAAUUUUGUUUGGGGUAAGAGUGUUAAGCACGUGACCUACAUUUUCUCUUACACGAAAAAUUUUGAGGAACUAAAUAAGAGAGUUAAGCGCCUUGGAGAAGAAAAACAGAGGUUAGAUGGUAAACGUGAUAAAGCUAAAAGAAAGGGUGACAUUGUUGAAGACAGGGUUGAAGAAUGGUUUGGGGAAGUGGGUGAAUUUGAGAGUAGGGUUGAGAAGUACAGGAAUAAUGCAGGUCACAAGAAGACAAGGGGUUUCUAUUAUUUAUUUCCUUACCAAAGGCACAAACUGGGUAGACAAGCAAAGAAGAUGGAAAUGGAGGCUUUGAGACUAAAAGAUGAGUGCCCCAAGGAUGACCAAGUUUCCCAUGCAGAUAAAGUAACAUCUUUUGACCGCCCUAAUCCUGGCUACAUUGAAUUUGAUAGUAGAAAAUUCAUUGUGGAAGACUUUAUGACAAAACUUAAAGAUCCCAAUAUCAAAAUUGUUGGACUCCUUGGAGCACAGGGGAUGGGUAAGAGCACUUUAAUAAAAGAAAUUGUUAGAAAAGCUAAAGAUGAGGGAUUUUUGGUUGCUGAAAUAGAUGUAACUGAAAAUCCCAAUCCACUCAAAAUUCAGGAAGAUAUUGCAUACGUGUUAGGUUUGCCAUUAGCAGGGGAAAGUGAAAAUGUAAGAGCUGAUUACCUAAGGAGGUGGUUAAAAGUAGAAAAUGUGAGCAUCCUUAUAAUCUUGGAUAACCUUCAUGAAAGAUUAGACUUGAAUAGGUUAGGGAUUCCGGUUGAUGAUGAUUAUGGCUUAAGAAAGAAGAAUGAGUUAAGCAUAAUGUCAAGUAAACAGGGUCCUGAUCGGACACAGGAUACAGCGAGCGACACACGAGGUACUGAUGAAAAGAUGCUAAAAAAAGGAAAUUUUCUUGGUGAUUACAAGGGAUGCAAAGUUUUGCUUUCUUCACGUAAUAAGAAAGUAUUUCCUUGUGAUGUUGGGCCAACUUUCAAUUUAAAGGAAAUAGAUGAAAAUGAAGCCUUGCAGUUGUUUGAGAAGGUGACCGGAGGAGGUGAUAAAAUGUCUAUGCCAAAAGAAGAAAUCCAGAACUAUUGUACAGGGCUGCCCAUUACAAUAGUUACAUUUGCAGAGGCAUUUAAAAAUUGGAGUGAGUCAGAAAGCGAACCUACACUGGAAAAAUUUAAAAGGCAAGGUCUGGUUGAAUGGCAAAAGUCUUUGGAGACUCCUAAUAAGAAAAAAUAUGACCUUCCAAAAAGUAAGGAACUCAAGUUCAUUUACUUGCUUUGUGCUCAAAUGGGCCACCUACCCCUAGUUAAUGACUUGGUGAAAUAUUGCUUUGGAUUAGGUAUACUUGAAGGGGUUUCUUCCCUUAGUGUAGCUCGAGAAAAGAUAAAUGAAUCGCUCCAAGAGCUGAAAAACUUGAGUUUGGUGUCGUACGAAAAUUCUAAUAUUCAUUUCCAUAUUUCUCGUAUGGUUCGAGAUGAUGCUUUAAGUAAUGCACUCAUGGAUCACAAUGUUUUUGCUUUGAGAGAUGGAAAACUAGAUUAUUGGCCCGAUCUUGAAAAAUGCAUUUCUAUUUCUAUAUGCAAUAGUUACAUUACAGAUGGGUUUCCUCAAGUCAUAAAUUGUCCUCAACUUCAAUUUUUGCAAAUAGAAACUAAUGAUCCAUCUUUGGAAAUACCUGAGAUUUUUUAA